Molecule: messenger RNA, 6197 nt
Organism: Sipha flava (yellow sugarcane aphid)
Lineage: Eukaryota; Metazoa; Arthropoda; Insecta; Hemiptera; Aphididae
Exons: 38
Coding region: 387-6047 (1886 amino acids)
Source: RefSeq, a predicted model, not a curated record
AUUCUACACUGAUAACGUCGUUUUUCAAAUUCAUUGCACAGAAUAGCUACAUAUUCGUUAUUACCGCUAUCUUUAGUAUAAUAAUAUCGACAUAAUCGGUAUUAUAUGGGUUUCUCCAUUUCAACAUUCAUAUUUAACCACCCGUGGCCGUAGCAUCCGUGCUUAUCGGUUAUCGACGGAGUUCUCACCACCGCCUAAAAUUCCUGUCGUUUUGAUUAUUUAUUCUCGUCGCGCUUACUGGUCGUCGUCGUCCGACUUUCUAUUCGGGUAGUCGAGUGUGUUAAUUGGAAUACUCCCACAUCUUUAAUAUAUUAUUCAGUCGUUUAUUCUAACAUUCAAGUUAGUUGUACACUCACUUUUUCUAUUCACACGGUGUACAUCUCACGAUGAGUUUCAGCCCUCUAUCGUCCAAUCAAGUUUUGGCAAUAUUGCCCGCCAACACGUGGACCGAGAUAAUUUUACCUUCGAUUACACCUAAUAAAAAUGGAAUAUAUAUAGCAACUACUGAAAAAAACAAAAACAUUUAUUUAAAUGACAAAAAAGUGAUUUCAUUACAAAGUUGUUCAUUUAAAAGAGUGGAACAUUUUCAAGCAUUAAAAAUAGUUGCUGUUGAAAUUAAUGGGGAAUGGUUCAGAGGAAAAUUAAUUAGUUACAAUGAAUUUCAAUCUGAUGAUACCAGAAUUGAAUUGAUUGAUGUUGGUUCUUUUUAUCAAACUAAACUACAAAAUAUGUAUGAUCUCCCUUAUUAUCUCAUAUAUGAUCCAUUAGUUUUACCGAUAAAAUUUAAGAAUUUUAUCCCCUCUACUAAUAAAAUGACUGUAACACCUCUUUUAUCUGAAAGUAUGCUGCAUGAAGGUGUUGUUCUUGUUGAUGUAGAUAAGACCCAGAAUAAAAAAUUUAAUUUGGAUAAUGAAAUAAAAUCCAAUUUUACCAAUGGUUUAAGUAUUACUAAUGAUAAAAAGUUGACUAAUGGUUUCAGUAUUACUAAUGAUAAAAAUUUGACAAAUGGUUUAAGUAAUACUUGUGAUGUAAAUUUUUCUGUUCUUCACGAUAAUGAUGUAUCAAAUGGAUAUUUAUCAAAAAGUUUGAGAAGAGGUAGCUUUUACGAUCAGCCAAAGCUGCAAAAUGUACCAUUAAAAAAUAAGGAUUAUUGUAUUAUUACCUAUUUUGAAAACUUUAAUAAAAUAUUUGUUGGUAAAGCUAUGAAAAAUGAAAACAAUCUGUAUAAUUUUUGCGAAUUUAAUAUAUUAAAUUUUACAACUAAUAGUCAAGAUAAAAUACCCAAGUUAAAUCCUGUUGUGGGUGAUACUGUUAAAGUAUUUUCAACAGAAUACAAAAAAUUCUUCAGAGGUAAAAUUUUAAAAAAUAAUAACGAUGGAAGUUAUAACAUUUACUACAUUGAUUAUGGAAAUGAAGAAAAAAUCCCAUCUAAUGCAAUCUUUGAAUUAGCUGAUGAAUUAAAAAAGCCACCAAUAGCUGUUAAAGUAGGAAUUGAUGAUUUAAAACAUAUACAAGAGACUGAUGAAAUUAGGAACCUGUUUAAUGACUUUGCUAAAGAUCAAAUACCAUUUAUUAUUGAAUUUGACGAAACAUCUAAAACAUGUUUAGAGAAUGUUAAAUUAAAAGCUGUUGAAAGUGAUCUCUAUAUUGACAGUUAUGUAAAGAAGUGUCUGCUAACAAAAUUAAACAAUAAAGUUAAGAAACAAACUAAUCAAAAUAAUUUAUUGAGUAAUAAUUAUAAUAUAAACAAACUUAAAAAUCAUGAUAAAGUUUUUAUAAAACAUUUUGAAGAUAUGGGUCAUGUUUAUAUUAUCAAGGAUGCAAAAUUAUUUAAUGAAAUGAUGUGUAAAAUUAUUCAAGAUAGAUCAGCCAUUAAAUAUCAUUUUAAAGUGGGAGAUAUAGUUAAAGUAAAUACGAAAAAUUCUGAUUAUCGUGCAAAAAUUAAAAAAAUUGAUGAUAAUUUGAUCACUGUCAUGACUAUUGACAUUGGGUGUUGUAAAGAAGUGCCAUCUAAUUGUAUUUAUGAAUUAUCUGAAGAACUUGCAAAGAUUCCUGGUUUGGCAAUUGAAGUUGGAAUUAAAAGACCUAUUGUAAAAAGAUCAUCGACAUUAGAUGAGUAUAUAAAUCAAAUUGAAAAAAUUCCAUUAUUUGUAGAAUUUGAUGAGAACAAUUCUAAUGGAUAUCAAGAUAUCAUUUUAAAAAGAGAAGAUAAUUCAGAAAAUAUUUUUGAAGAAUUCCUAAAAUCAAUAAAAAAUGAAUUAGUUUUGAAUGAAAUAUCCAAUGAUAGUGAUAAUAAUUCAAUUAUUAAUAUGGAAAGAAAGAGUGUAACAAAUGAUUUUCAAAUUAUUAAAUUAGAAAAUGGAGAUCGUUGUAUAGUUUCUUAUUUCAAAGAUUUUAAAAAUAUUUAUCUUUGUGGAGCUGUAAAAGACAAUGAAAAGAAUUCUUAUAAAGUGCAUAAUUAUGAUAUUAUUACAAAAACUUUGGAGAGUACAGAUUGUAAAAUUAAAACAAAUUUGGCCAUAGGAGAUGUGGUAAAAGCUUUUUCGUCUUCAUUUGAUGGUCUAUAUAGAGCAAAAAUUUUAAAUAUUGAGAACAAUAUUGGUGUCCAUGUUUGGUUUAUUGAUUUUGGAAAUACAGAAAUAAUACCAUCAAAUUAUAUAUUUGAACUUUCUGAUGAAUUAAAUAUUAAGACUGAGCUGCCUGUUUCAGUAUCAAUUGAAGUUCCUCCAAAUGCAAGUAUAAAUGAUGACAUAACCGAUUUAUUUAAAAACUUGGUGUACAGUUGUGAAGUUCUAUCUAUUGUAUACAAUGAAAAAAAUAUUAAUAACUUGGAAAAUGUGCUCCUAAAAGAAUUAAAGUCUGAUUGUUAUAUAAAUGAUAAAGUAUUAAAAUUAUUACCAGCUGAAGAAAUGUCAAUAAAAAAUCAUGAACAUUGUAUUUUAACACAUUUUGAAAAUUUUGACUGUUUGUAUGUUUCUUCCAAAGCUCUAGAAGAAGAAAAUGCUUCAUUUUUAAAAACCCUAAUGGAAAGUAAAGAUCGUAAUAAUAAAAUAAAUCCAGUUGUAGGAGAUAUUGUUAAAGUUUUUUCUCCCUUUUAUCAAGAUAUCUUUAGAGCUAAAAUUGUUGAUGUUAAAGGUAAUAAUUAUCAAGUUUUUUAUAUUGAUUUCGGAAAUUAUGAACAAGUUCAAUCAAGAAAUAUAUUUGAACUUACUGAUCAUUUUAAAAUGAAAGCUGGAUUUGCAGUUAAAAUUGGGAUUAAUAUGCCAUGUAAUGUAAAAAUAAAUAAAGAAAUAUCAAAUUAUUUUUCAGUGUUAGCCAGCAACGCUGAAAAAUUAUCUAUUGAGUAUGAUGAAACUAGUGAAAUGGGAAUAAAAAAUUGUAUUUUGAAAGUCUUAUCAACUGGUCUUAAUGUAAAUGAUGAAGUAUUAAAAUUGUUUACCGAUCAGUCUUCUGUAUCUUUAGAAAAAGUCGAAAAUUUGAAAAUGAAAAUUGAAGAUCCAACAAAAGUACUAGAAGUUACGAAUAAUAUCAAUUCCCAUCCACUUAAAAAUGGAGAAACAGUCUAUCUUCGGUAUUUUCAUGAUUCAACUUCUAUUUUUGUUAGUCGUGAAUCUGAAGAAUAUGACUCUGCAGUUGAAAAAACUGCUUAUGAUACCUCAAAACAAAAAAAAUCAAAAAUUGAAAUUGGAGACAUUGUCAAAGUAAUGUUUGAUGGUGUGCUGUUUCGUGCAAAAAUACUCAAAAAAGAGGAUAAACAUUUGUUUCGUAUUUCAUUUAUUGACUAUGGAAAUGAAGAGAUUGUUUUAGAUGAUGAAAUUUUUGAACUUUCUGAUGAAUUAAAAAAGAUCCCUGUAUCAAUUUUUGAAAUCGGUGUCAAAGGAUCUCUAAAAAUUGAAAAAACAGAGAUUGUAGAUAAAUAUUUUAAAAAUUUAGAAAAUGAACCUUUAUAUAUUGAAUUCGAUGAAGAAAACCCAAAUGGAUUAAAAGAAGCUGAUUUAAAAAGAAAAAAUAAUAUAAGUAUUUUUGAUGAAUUUAUUGACAAACCAUUAAAUAAUAAAGAAGAACCAGUACUAAAAUCAUGGAAUGAGACUAUGUUAAUAAAUUUACCUGAACCAGAAUCUGUAACAAAUAUUGAAUUAAAAAAUGGUGACAUUGUUUUUUGUUGUAAUUUUGAAGAUUUUAAUCAUAUUUACCUGUGUAAAAGUUCUAAAAAUACCAUACCACAAAAUAACAAUUUUAUUAUUGAUGCUUCAAAAAUAAAAGACAUAACUAUUAAGAAAAAUCCCAAGCGUGGAGAAAUUUUAAAAGUGAAGUAUGAAGAGAAAAUUUUUCGAGCAAAAGUACUUGAUGCAUUUGGAAAAAUGUACACUGUAUUUUUAAUAGACAUCGGAAAAAAUAUAAGUGUAUCUGCUGAUGAAGUAUUUGAAAUUUCUAAUGAGUCAAAAAAUGUACCUGGUUUAGCACAAAAAGUUGGACUUAAAGGAGCAAAAGAUUUAAAAAUAACUAAAACAGUAAAAGAUUAUUUUCAUAACUUAUGGUUUAAUGUGCCAGUUCCAUUAAUUUUGAUGUGUGAUGAAGAUAAUUUUAAUUGUUUUAAUGAAGUAAAUUUAAAAAGACUCAAUAAUGAACAUGAUAUAAUUGAUGAUUUAUUAAACAUUUGUAAUACAUUAUCUAAUGACAAUAUUAAUCAACUCAAACCUAUUGUACAGAAUUCAAAAAGUAACGGUUCAAGUGUUCAUUGGCGCAUUCCAAGUGGAGAACAUGUUGAAUUUUUAUUUGGAAAUAAUGUUGAAAAUAUACAUGUGAGACCUAUUAAACUAUAUGAAGAUUAUAAAAAUAUUUUAAAUGAAUUUAAAAAUGGAAAAAAUGAUCAUUUAAAAACAAUAUGCCCAAAAACUAAUGAGAAUGUUGCAGUAUAUUCAAUGAAAUAUAAUGGAUUUUAUAGAGCCAAAAUUAUUGGACCUUGUUCAGAUGAUACUUCUAUGUUCAGAUGUUCAUUUAGUGAUUAUAGUUUUAUUGAUUCAAUAUCAUUGAAACAUAUAUUUGAAUUGCCUAUAAGUGAAUCAGUAAAUACAGUACCAAUAUUGUGUCAAAGAGUUUCACUUGCUGGAUUAACCAAGAUUAAUAAUAAUAAUAGCAGAGUAAUUUCUUAUCUUGGACAAUUAGUUGGGAACACAUUAAUUUUAGAGUAUGAUAAAAAAGCUGAACGUUGGUAUAAACAAGUUAUAUUAAAGGACUUAAAAAAUCUAUCUAUAAAUGAAGAAAUACAAAAAUUAUGUCAGCCCAUGUCUCAACAGCGACGAUUAGAGAGAAAAAUUGUGAUACCCGAAAAAAAAGAAAAUGAAUUAGUGAAACCAAUUCAUCCUAUAAAAAGUGGUUCAACUGUUUAUAUAACUCAUUUUGAAAAUUUCAAUUCAAUUUUUAUUCGUGAUGCAUCACAUGAAUUUAUUGAAAGUUUCAAUAAAUUUAAUAAACAAAUGAUUAAAUAUUAUAAAUCAGCUUGUGUAAAUCGCAGUUCUAACAAACUGUUAAAUAUUGGUGAUAAAGUUUGUGUAAUAUCUACACUAAAUCCAAUUAUGUAUUGUCGGGCUCAAAUCAAAGAUAAAAUCAAUGAUGAAUUCAGAGUUUUUUGUAUUGAUUAUGGGAAUGAAGAGUUAGUUUGUGCUGAAGACAUAUUUGAAUUGCCUAAAGAAUUAGAAAAACCUCCAAAUUUUGUCAUUAAAGUUCAAAUACAGAAUAUAUCUGAAUUAAAAACAGAAAAUGAAAUUAAACUUGUUAAAGAAUAUUUGAAAAGAAAAAUUAUAACAACCAAUAACCCAAUUUGUAUUGAGUUUAAUGAGUUAAACCCAAAAGGCCUUGAUGAUGUUGCACUGAAGACAGAAUAUUACGGAAGCAAUAUACUCGAUGAAAUAAGAGACAUCUUAGAUAUGCCACCAUUGAAUAUUAAUUUACCUGGUCAUUGUCAAAAUAUUAAACAACAAAAUUCAUCUCAACCUGUAUCACCUUAUUCUACUCGUAAGGCUUUGUCAAAACAAGUAAAGCAAUAAUUUUAUUAAAUUAAAAAAUUCAAUAUUUUAUUUAUUCAUAUUAUUUCACUUAACUACUAUUAAAGAUAAACUACUAUUAAAGAUUAUAGAAUUUGUUGUUAUGUUAUAAGACAUAAUAUUUGUUUAAAAACUAUUGUUAUAAUUAUAUAU